UGAGUGUCAAUUGAAGUGUUUUUGUAAAAUGUCAAAACAGCCUUGUUUCGUGCGAGUUGUUUUGGUUCUGAUAAAUUAAAGUUUGAUAAUAUUUAACUAUAAAAAAAAUAUCCAUAAGUAUGGAUAAAUCAAGCAAAAGACGUUAUUCUUCAUCUAGUGCGGACAGCACUGAAGAAAACCGUUUGAAAGACUUAAAAGAACGUGACGAGUUUUCUAAGAGAUUAAAAAGACGCGAUGAAGAAAAAGUGAAGAAGGUAACAGAGGCGUCCAGUAAGAGGUCGUACGAAGAAGCAGCAAAGCGACUUAAGUUGGAAGCGGAGGAUAGAGAGAAGAUAUUACCAAAGCUGCGCAUUCACUCACGUAGGAAAUAUUUAGAGAAGAGGAAAGACGACAAGGUUAUUGAAUUAGAAGCUGAUAUCGCCGACGAUGAAUACUUAUUUGACGAAAGCAGCUUAACAAAGCGAGAAAGACUUGAAAGGGAACACAAAAAAACUAUUUUAAAAUUGGCCAAAGAACAUGAAAAGGCAAGAGAGUUGGAAAAUGUUCAGAGAUACCAUAUGCCACAAGACUUGGGAAAAGAUGCUAAGGGUGAAUAUGUUGAAGUUGAUGAAACAGAAAAGUUGCCACAUUCAGAACAACAGAAGUGGGAACAAGAGCAAAUUAAAUCAGCCUUCUUCAAAUUUGGUGCUAAAGAUGCCAAAUCACAAGAUAAUGAGUAUGAUCUGCUAUUGGAUGAACAAAUUGACUUCAUUCAAGCUCUCCAAUUGGAAGGAAACAAAGAGAAAAAAGAAGAAGUAGAAAAAUCUGAGCAUCAGAAAAUACGAAUGUCUAUUGAGGAAACUAAGAAGUCUCUACCAGUAUACCCAUUUAAAAAGUCAUUAAUAGAAGCAAUAACAAAUUAUCAAAUUUUGAUAGUAGAAGGGGAGACCGGUUCUGGAAAAACAACUCAAAUACCGCAAUACCUCCAUGAGGCUGGGUUUACAGAUGAUGGGAAAAAAAUUGGAUGCACACAACCAAGAAGAGUAGCUGCUAUGUCUGUAUCUGCCAGAGUGGCUCAAGAAAUGAAUGUAAAACUUGGUAAUGAGGUUGGCUACAGCAUUCGUUUUGAAGACUGCACUUCUGACCGAACUGUCAUUAAAUACAUGACUGACGGCACAUUACACAGAGAGUUUCUAUCAGAGCCAGACUUGGCUUCUUACAGUGUCAUGAUAAUUGAUGAAGCUCAUGAGAGAACUCUACACACUGAUAUUCUUUUUGGUCUUGUAAAGGAUAUAACCAGGUUUCGACCUGAUUUGAAAUUGCUAAUAUCCAGUGCCACAUUGGAUGCUGAAAAGUUUUCAACGUUUUUCGACGAUGCCCCAAUCUUUAGGAUACCUGGCAGAAGAUUCCCAGUAGAUAUAUAUUACACUAAAGCACCAGAAGCUGAUUAUGUUGAUGCUUGUGUUGUUUCAAUACUACAGAUACAUGCCACACAACCCCUUGGAGACAUUUUAGUCUUCCUGACAGGGCAAGAAGAAAUCGAAACUUGUUUUGAAAUGUUACAAGAAAGAACAAAAAGAAUAGGUAAAAAAUUAAAAGAGUUAAUCAUAUUACCUGUAUAUGCUAACUUGCCUAGUGAUAUGCAAGCCAAAAUAUUUGAGCAAACUCCUGAAGGUGCUCGAAAAGUGGUUUUGGCCACUAAUAUUGCUGAAACCUCAUUGACAAUUGAUAACAUUAUUUAUGUUAUUGAUCCCGGAUUUGCUAAGCAGAACAAUUUUAAUUCAAAAACUGGAAUGGAAAGUUUGAUGGUGGUACCUAUUUCCAAAGCCUCAGCUAAUCAGAGAGCAGGCAGGGCUGGAAGAGUGGCACCAGGAAAAUGUUUCAGGCUCUAUACAGCUUGGGCUUACAAGUAUGAACUUGAGGAUAACACUAUCCCAGAAAUACAGAGAAUCAAUCUAGGAAAUGCCGUUCUAACCCUUAAAGCUUUGGGUAUAAAUGAUCUUAUCCAUUUCGACUUCUUGGAUCCACCUCCACAUGAAACAUUAGUAUUGGCUCUGGAACAACUAUAUGCGUUAGGAGCUCUUAACCAUCAUGGUGAAUUAACUAAAGCUGGACGAAGAAUGGCAGAAUUUCCCACUGAUCCCAUGCUUGCCAAAAUGUUGUUGGCUAGUGAAAAAUACAAAUGCUCAGAAGAAAUAGUUACGAUUGCAGCAAUGCUGUCAGUAAAUAGCUCUGUUUUCUAUAGGCCUAAAGAUAAAAUCAUACAUGCAGACACUGCAAGGAAAAACUUCUUUCACCCACAUGGGGACCACUUAACCCUGAUGAAUGUUUAUAACCAAUGGGUUGGUUCAGAGUUCUCAGUACAGUGGUGCUACGAAAACUUCAUACAGUACCGAUCCAUGAAGCGAGCACGCGACGUCCGGGAACAAUUGGCGGGACUCAUGGAAAGAGUCGAAAUAGACAUGGUAUCCAGCUUAAGUGAUGACACGAAUAUCCGAAAAGCGAUUACUGCUGGCUACUUCUAUCAUAUAGCAAAAUUUUCCAAAGGUGGACAUUACAAAACUGUGAAACAUAACCAAACUGUUAUGAUUCACCCAAACAGUGCCUUGUUUGAAGAGUUACCACGAUGGGUCAUAUACCAUGAGCUAGUAUUCACCUCAAAGGAGUUUAUGAGGCAAGUUACAGAGAUAGAGAGUAAAUGGCUGUUAGAAGUAGCACCACAUUAUUACAAAGCUAAGGAAUUGGAAGAUUCAACAAAUAAGAAAAUGCCGAAAACCGUUGGCAAAUCUUCGAAUAGAUAAUAUAAUAAAACAAUGUUAUAUUUACAA
Molecule: messenger RNA, 2807 nt
Organism: Trichoplusia ni (cabbage looper)
Lineage: Eukaryota; Metazoa; Arthropoda; Insecta; Lepidoptera; Noctuidae
Gene: l(2)37Cb
Product: pre-mRNA-splicing factor ATP-dependent RNA helicase DHX16
Exons: 5
Coding region: 120-2780 (886 amino acids)
Cellular component (GO): intracellular anatomical structure; catalytic step 2 spliceosome
Molecular function (GO): ATP binding; RNA binding
Source: RefSeq, a predicted model, not a curated record